Leptonychotes weddellii (Weddell seal) is the source of this 4448-nucleotide messenger RNA. RefSeq names its product transmembrane protein 43. Lineage: Eukaryota; Metazoa; Chordata; Mammalia; Carnivora; Phocidae. The record is from RefSeq and is a predicted model, not a curated record. Gene Ontology annotation, biological process: lipid metabolic process; nuclear membrane organization. Gene Ontology annotation, cellular component: nuclear inner membrane.
GGCGCGCAUGAGCAGAAAAGCUGUGGCUCACGGGGCGGCAACUUUUGCACGUCCUCCCUGAUUCUAGGAUUCACGCGGAUUUUCGCAGCUCCUCGUCGGGCGAGAGACCGCUGGCCUCUGCACUCAGGCCGUCAAGCCCUUACAUAGCUGAGCAGAGCGAGGGUGAGCGCCCAGCCUGGUCCCACCAUGGCAGCGAACUAUUCCAGUAUGACUAACAGGAGAGAACAUGUCAAAACGACGACCAACCCCCAGCCAGGCUUCUUGGAGCGGCUCAGCGAGACCUCGGGUGGGAUGUUUGUGGGGCUCAUGACCUUCCUGCUCUCCUUCUACUUAAUUUUCACCAAUGAGGGCCACGCACUGAAGACAGCAACCUCCCUGGCCGAGGGGCUCUCACUUGUAGUGUCCCCCAACAGCAUCCACAGCGUGGCCCCGGAGAAUGAGGGGCGGCUGGUGCACAUCAUUGGGGCCCUGCGGACGUCCAAGCUCUUGUCUGAUCCAAACUAUGGGGUCCACCUCCCGGCUGUGAAGCUGCGGCGGCACGUGGAGAUGUACCAGUGGGUGGAAACCGAGGAGUCCAGGGAGUACACUGAAGAUGGGCAGGUGAAGACAGAGACAAAGUACUCCUACAACACCGAAUGGAAGUCAGAAAUCGUCAACAGCAGAAACUUUGACCGAGAGAUUGGCCACAAGAAUCCCAGCGCGAUGGCGGUGGAGUCGUUCACGGCAACGGCCCCCUUCGUCCAGAUUGGCAGAUUCUUCCUCUCGGCAGGCCUCAUUGACAAAGUUGACAACUUCAAACCGCUGAGCCUGUCCAAGCUGGAGGACCCACAUGUGGACAUCAUUCGCCGGGGAGACUACUUCUACCAUAGCGAAAACCCCAAGUAUCCAGAGGUCGGAGACCUGCGCGUGUCCUUUUCCUACGCGGGGCUGAGCGGUGAUGACCCUGACCUGGGUCCAGCUCACGUGGUCACUGUGAUCGCCCGGCAGCGGGGUGACCAGCUACUCCCCUACUCCACCAAGUCUGGGGACACCUUGCUUCUCCUGCACCACGGGGACUUCUCAGCAGAGGAGGUGUUCCGUAGAGAACAAAAGAGCAACUCCAUGAAGACAUGGGGCCUGCGGGCCGCUGGCUGGAUGGCCAUGUUCAUGGGCCUCAACCUCAUGACCCGGAUCCUCUACACCCUGGUGGACUGGUUCCCUGUCUUCCGAGACCUGGUCAACAUCGGCCUGAAAGCCUUUGCCUUCUGCGUGGCCACCUCGUUGACCCUGCUGACCGUGGCGGCCGGCUGGCUCUUCUACCGGCCCCUGUGGGCCCUCUUCAUUGGCUCUCUGGCCCUGGUGCCCAUCAUCAUUGCUCGGACGCGGCUGCCAUCCAAAAAGCUGGAGUGAAUCAGGCCCCGGCACCCGCCCCACACCUGCAUGAUCCUCAGGAUCCAGCUCCUUCCCCCGCCCUCCCCUCCCCCCAGCCCCUCUUGACCUCGAGUCAGUUUGGGUUCUGCUCCUGCUCUGCUCCUCAAGGGGCCAGACUUGGCAGUGUGCAUGGAGGUCAGGUUUGGUGUUCACCGGGUCACGUCUUCCCCACCCUUUUGCUUGCCAGCGGGCGGCUGUGGAGCGCAGAAGGCAGCUCCUGUCUGGCAGUGUGACAGGCCUUCUCCUUGCUUCCUUCCCUUCUCUUGGGACCGCGUGUGGCCGGUUCACGUGUUUCGCUUAGCUGAAGUCUGCACACAGGGAGCUGGUGACACUCCGCACAGAACUGCUGCCUGGUCACUCACUGCCCCUCCUUCUUGGAGACAGGUGCCAGGGCUCUGCCCCAGCUGCCACCCACUCUGUGAGCCCCCGGGGCCAGCGUCCUCAGCUGUCCCUGAGCAGUGCUGAGCGCCAGGACGGACUAAGCGCGCACCCCCCCACACACGGGCGCCACACACCCAGCCUGGGCACAGAACCCGCCUUGGUGCUUAAAAAAGACCACCACUGAGGUCACUGGGAGCAAAAUUGGACAUUUGGUGGGCCUAACAUGGAUUUUAUGGUUUGGCAAGAACUUGUUCGUGUGUAGGACUUCCAAAGGUCCCGUCGGCUAUGUUUGCCUUUGUUACACUUCAUGGGUAAGCUACCCGAAGAAAUUUAAAAUCUUUAAAUUUCAAGAUUUAAAGAAACAAAGCACUGCUUGAAUGAUGAGCAAAUCAGACUGUUACAGAAAAACUCCCUGUAAUCUGUCCGUUGAAGUUAAUUCAGGCACAGGAAGGUAUUACACCAGGGUGUGACGUGCUGGCUUAAAAAAAGUUACCUCUGGCAGUACUCGGGGCCAGUGGGAGGCCUGAAGAUGCUUCUGAAGCCAGUGUCAGCCAAGGGAUUCCACUCUGGGAGGAGAUGGGAUUUGUACAAGGUGGAGAAAGGCAUUUCCUUUCAUCCUUUGGCUUCAGAAACUACCGAUUUCCUUGAAGAUGAAUUUUGAGUUUUUAGUCAACCUUUAAGGAAGAGGCUGGAAGCUUUCUGAUCCUAAGUGGGCUCCCUCAGAGUGACCCCCAUCAAUCUGAAUCAGGAGCCGGAGGCCUGACCUGAGGCUUGUGCAGCUCUCGGGCCUCAUUCCUUUCGUGGAGGGGUGUGGGGUGGGGGCUUUUGGGUUAGCCGCUGGGCCCCGGCACCUGCCUCUGAGUGACUCCUGUCACGUCCGCGUCUGCAGCUUCACUCCUACGUACAGUCUACCUGCACUUCACCCCGUCCCCUCUCACCCCCACUGAAAGAGCAAGUAUGUUGUCACUUUGAUGGUUUAAAAGAUCUUUCCUGUACCCUUUAUCUUUUUAUGACUUGGACUUGUUCUGCCUGGCUGGGAGCAGCUACUUUCGCAAAUUAGUCAGUGGCUGAGUAAGUGAUCGGAACUCCUGAAACUAGCAGCCUGACAAUCUCUCGUUAGCCUGCGAGGUCUGUGGUGUGGCUUGAGAUUCUUCACACCGACAACAGCCGGCCCCAGAGAUGACUUCUCUGGACUUAAGAACUGAAAUAGUAUUCACUCCUGCAGUUGUCACUGAAUCUCUCAACUCUUAAAGGAUGCUUCUGGAAAUAAAUACAACUAGGUGGUAGCUACAUACAAAAUCUGUGGGAUUUGGUUUGUGUAACUUUUCCUAGUACAGAUUUUAAAUUACUACGAAUUUCAAUAGUGUUUUUAAAGGGCAAAAGAAUGUUAAGAAAUAUUUGAAGUCUUUGGGAAACCAUGAAAUUUGUAUUAUCUUUGUAUUUUUUGAAAAAAUUCAAAAUAAAUUUCGAAAUAGCUUUUACAGGACCUUGCCGUUACUCUUUUUUUUUGAAAUUUCUAUCUUAAACAAUCAGCCGUAGUAUUAAGAACUGUAUGGAUUUUUAGAAUUCAGUUCUUAAGUAGCUUUUAGUGGUUAAAAUAGGUUUCAAUUUUUCUUAAAAGGGCAACUCGGUAUUUUUAGCACUUAGAAGCCUUAUCUACCAAAGCCCACUUAGUUUUGGAUUGAUUUAAAGGACUCAAACGUCCCCCAACUUCAGAAUGCGUCAGAGGAGGUGGCUGGAGCCACAGUGGGACAUCGUGUGACACCCUCCCCCAGCCCGGGCCUUAGGUUGGCACAGACCCGAGUUCCAGCGCCCAGCCUACCACGUCCUGGCUGUGUGACCGUGGCGAGUCUGCGAUCUCUGGGUCUCAGCUUCCUCAUCGUGAAAAUGGCAGUGAAAAUGGCUUUUGUCCCUACAGCGCCGCGGCAGGGACUUGAUGAGCUCAAGCCCACGAAAUGCCUGAUGGACGACCCAGCAGCUUUUCCCUUUUACCUCCUGUUCGGAAGCAAUAGGCAGCUGCUGAGGGGCCACUCUGGAGCUGACAAUUUGUGUACUUUUUGUGACAAGGUUUGAAGCAGGUGAUUUCCCAAAACCUGCUCUUCCUUCUCAGACCUGAGGUUCUGUUCCAUCACGCCUCCAAUGAGCUGAUAUCUGCCCGAAGAACAAGUUGCUGACUUCCAGGACAGAGUGUGCUCUGGCGCCGGAAGCGCGAGGCCCUGCAGUUUCCAUGGCGACCCCGGUUGUUUCUCCACACCAGCCUCCCAGCCAAGCUCUCGCUGCCGAUGAGUCACACCCCAAGUGUUCUGUUUGUUUCCCUUGGAGAGAACUGGCUCAGAGUUUUAAUGGCUCCCGUCAAAGGUUAAGAAACAGCUCUCCUCGCUUAAACAUAGAAAAAUUUCCACGUGUGGAAUGAGGAGUUCCCGGUCUACCGGAGACCCAAACCUGGUCUUUAGUCUCAACACGCGCACAAAUCACUCAGUCAUGCAGGUGUUCUUAGCUGACCAUAAAUCUGGAAGAAAAGGCAGAGCUGAGUCUUUUUAGAUAAAUGUUUUAUUUCUUCCUCAAAAUGUUACAAAAGUUAUUUCUCCUGAAUUAUCUACAAUGCAUAGAGCUUUUAUAAACUUAUCCAUAAUGAAUAAAAUCUAGCCGAACACUGA